Molecule: messenger RNA, 2505 nt
Organism: Conger conger (European conger)
Lineage: Eukaryota; Metazoa; Chordata; Actinopteri; Anguilliformes; Congridae
Gene: anp32a
Product: acidic (leucine-rich) nuclear phosphoprotein 32 family, member A
Exons: 7
Coding region: 601-1341 (246 amino acids)
Biological process (GO): regulation of apoptotic process
Cellular component (GO): nucleus
Molecular function (GO): histone binding
Source: RefSeq, a predicted model, not a curated record
CACACGAUUAGCUAGCUUGUGAUAUCGAUUUCUUGUUGGCUAACCCUAGGUGCACACAAGCUUUAGUUCGUUGUGUAAUGUGUACAAAUCAACACAUCUGUUUGGGGAUAUUGGCUAUUUGAUUUGAAAUACGACUUCAACGAUCGCUAGCUGUGUCCUUGUAUAUGCUGGCUAUGUAGCGUGUGUGUCGGCAAGCUAAACACAAAUUAAUUCUAUGCCGCCCCCGCCUACCCCUUGAAUUCACAUGAAUCGUGUGUCUCUGUUUUAGGACUUCAAAGGCGAAUCUGAUUUGUCAAGAAUGUCCCAUAGUAAUCUCAGUUGCGCUGUGUACAAUGAGAAGGAUGGCAAUCCCCUUUAGAGCCAUGGUGUAGUCAGCCAUUUUGUCUGUGGCGUUGUCAGUUUGGCGAAAGAACAUCAUUUAACUCCAGGAAAUGAAUCAAAAUCGAGACUGCCAUCAAUACAAUAAACAACUGUGGUCCAUAGUAACAAUGUCUGGUCCACUGGCUUAUAUUUUUUUUACGUUGAAUUGAGCGAUGGCUAGCUAACCUUGGGCGAAAUAAAGCAGAAUGGGAAUCGGUUGAAUACACCUGAAAUGCGUUUAUGGUCGGGAAGGUCACAGAACUCGUUCUAGACAACUGUCGUUCGAACGAGGGAAAAAUCGAGGGUCUCACAGAUGAAUUUGAAGAACUGGAAUUUUUAAGCACAAUCAACGUAGGCUUGACGUCCGUCGCAAACUUGCCCAAGUUAAACAAACUUAAAAAGCUUGAGCUCAGUGACAACAGAAUCUCAGGAGGGCUGGAAGUGCUGGCAGAAAGAUGCCCGAACCUCACACAUCUCAACCUCAGUGGCAACAAAAUCAAAGACCUCAGCACAAUGGAACCUCUGAAAAAGUUGGAAAGCCUAAAAAGUUUAGACCUGUUCAACUGCGAGGUGACGAACCUGAACGACUACAGAGAAAACGUGUUCAAGCUGCUUCCUCAACUGACGUACCUGGAUGGGUAUGACAAAGAGGACAAGGAGGCACCGGACUCUGACGCUGAGGCCUAUGUGGAAGGCCUGGAUGAUGAUGAUGAUGAUGAAGAUGAGGUAGAGGAGGAAGAAUAUGAUGAAGAGGCUGCACCAGGAGAUGAGGAUGAAGAGGAAGGUGAGGAAGAGGAGGAGGAUGAAGAGGAAGGAGAAGAGGAAGAAGAGGAUAUCAGUGGAGAGGAGGAAGAGGAAGAAGAGUUGAAUGACGGAGAGGUAGAUGACGAAGAUGAGGAUGACUACGGUAAGUUAGAUGAGGAAGAGCGGGGACAGAAAAGAAAAAGGGACCCUGAGGAUGAAGGUGAAGAUGAGGAUUAAGGCGUCUGACCUGCUCAGUCCUCUUCAGUUGUGACCUGACUGUUUUAACCCUGUAUUUCCCUGUAUUUUCUAAAAUGUCAUGUUGCAGUGGGAAUGGGUGGUGUUAACUUGGUGUGGUGUGGGCGGGGUGGGCGAGGGAUACUUUUUUUGUUUUUUGUUUCGUUUUUUUAUUGUAAUUCCCAUUAUUUCUCCUUUUACUGUUUUCUUUAAACCGUACAGAAAGACAAUAGUAGUAAUUUCUUCACAUCAGAAUGGACAGUACACCCAGUGUAAAGAUCCCCCCCCCCUUACUUGUGUUAUUGAUGCCUAAAUGUGUAUACAGAUUGCUGAUGACUUGUGUAUUUAAAGAUAAAAAAAUAUAUACCAAAAACUUUUUAGAGUGCAUGUUUGAGUAUAUUUUAACGUUGACUUUUUUUCUUUUUUAUUUUCAAAAAAAUGACCCCAACCUACUUUUUUUUUUUUUUUUUUUUUUUUUUCCUCCCUUUAUCUUAGUUUAAAAUGUGCAUCUGUGAUGUCAUCAGAAUGUUGUAUGUGCUGUUUAGGCAUGGUGACAAAUGCACCAUUCUGUCAGUUGGAACAUGCACAGAAAUCACUUCUGUGUGUUCCCUUGGGAAUGUCUGCCAUUAUCAGAAAAUGCAUUAUACCCCCCCUACUCCCUCUUGGAUAGUUGUUUUUUUUUCUCUGUAAAUAGUGACCAAAAUCCGUUCUCUAUUGCUUUUGAUAAAGGCAGACAUUUCAUGAUUAAAUUCAGCUGUAACAAUUCUCUGUAAUAAAAUAAAUUCAAAUAUCUGUGUAACUUGGCCUGUAAACUACAGUAACCUACAGUAUUCUGAAGACAGAAUCUGUACAUGUAUUGGUCAUUACCUUUUCAAAUGCAGAGAAUAUAGACGCAUUUUGGGCACAGCCUGAUAUUUGGGCUCGUGUUCUUGCAUUCAAUGGCAUAUUGCUAGUGCAAAAUUGUAUUUUCUUACCCUUGCAGUCAGUGAAUGGCUCUUCAAGCCUCAUGAAUGUAUAGUUUCUUUUCAUAUCCUUAAAGUUAGUUUAUCCUGUUUUGUUUUGUUUUAUUUUGUCAUCUGUACAGGCAAACGUUUGCUAAACUUUCUCUUAAGCCAAACUUUUAGUUCUCUUUUGUCAUUCAACAAUUUCAAUAAAUCCUUUUUUAUA